AGACUAUGAGUCGAUUUGGAUUCUAUUGCGUUUUUCUCUUUUUGUUGAUUAAAAGCCCGAGUUUGAUCCUCUUCCUCUGCUUUGCCAUUUUUGUUUACGUCCACCACCGAACACGAUAAAAGAAGGCUUUUUUUUAAUCUCUGCUUUCAAUUGAGGAGCAGCUAUCAGUGCAGAGUGUGUAUUCGUGUGUUGUGGUGUCACGGCCACCUAGUCCUUGCCAAGCUGAGCUGGGCCCUACACGUCGUCACGUCACUGUGAUGACUUGUUCUGUUCCCGUUACAUUCUGAGAUGUUACCGUAAUCGAGCAGCAUGGAUAAAAACAACACAUCCGAUAAGAGAAGCGUUUUAAAUGCACGCGACCAAGACAUCCACAACAGUCAGAAGACGGACACCGCAAGAACUACUGACUUAGCUAUUCAUCCAAAUGGGUCUGUCAUUGUCAGCAUGGCUGCACAGCAGAAGAGUGGAUCAUUCUCCUUCCUCCUUGUCCGCUUUCCGUUCUAUGAGCGCCCCGACCUCGUCACGCCUAGAGGUCAUUUUAAACUUCCCUCCCGUUGCUCCUGGAGACAGUCGCUCACGAUGGAGCUCCGUGCACUGUUCUCCUCACAUCAGUCUGUCUAUCAGCAAGGAGGAAGCGAGGCGUUCCCCAGUGGAACGCAGCAGCGAUGGGGUGAGGGCAGAAACAGGUGUGAUGGGCGGACUUCACGUGUGGGAGGUGGUGUGGGACCCAAAGCACAGAGGAAGUCAUGCUGUUUUAGGCCUCUCCAGGCAGUGCUGCCCGCUGCAAGUCUCAGGAUACAAUGUGCUGGUGGGGGGAGACUUCCAAUCUUGGGGUUGGGAGCUCCAAACCAAUCAGCUCUGGCAUGGUGGACAAAUUCGAGGAGCCUUUCCGAAAAAGAGCAGGUGUUGCACUAAAGUAGCGACAUCUCACCAACAUAUCCUGUCAGCCACAGAGACACCGCUUCUCAUCCCUGAGCGCAUUCUCAUGGUCUUGGAUGCAGACGCAGGGACUCUCGGUUUUCUGGUCGACAGCUACUUCCUUGGCGUUGCGUUCAAAGACCUGCCCCCAGGUGUGGAGCUGUUCCCAGCAGUGAGCAGUGUGAGAGGAGGAGCCUGUAUACGACUUCGAUACCUGAACGGCGCCACCCGUGAUCCUCCAGCCCUGAUUGCGUUAUGUGGACUCUCCAUUGGCUCUCAUUUAGGCCCAGAGAGACACAAUCAAAUGGACAAACUGCCUCUUCCACCUGCUCUGCAACGUUACCUUCUUUCUGAUCAUUAAUAGCCACAUUAUAAAUGUUUUAUAACAGAAGCCUCGUUUUUAAAAUUUGCAUUAUGACGACAUAGGGACAGAAUUCUAUUUAUUACAGAUCAUAUUUAGGUAACAAAGUAUAUGUAUGCAGACUAUUGUUGUCUAUGGUGAAAUUAUGUUUGUGUACAAAAUAAAUGAAUGUAUUGUAUGUCCCAUGACUACACUUUCUACUUAGAACAGUUGAUAAAAACUUGCAAGACAUCAUCUCUCAGAAGACAUCUUGUGAGCUUUUGUAAUUACACAAAAGAGUUGAUUCCAAUCACCACUAGUAUUUAUGUAUAAUUUGGAAUUGGUGUGGGUUUUUUUUAACUUUAUUUAGACAAAACUACAGAUAAUUUUCAUUUUUUUUGAGAUAAAUAUUAUUUACGUAUUUUUAUAUAUUUUUUUUACUUACUAUGGUAUAUUAUUUAUUUUUUAUUUAUUCACUGUUCUGUUACAGAGAACAAGGACAUGGGAUAAAAUUGCUAUUGUAUGAAAAGGGGUAGGAUUAAAUAAGCUCAGCUUCUUCCUACUCCUUUUCGGACGUGCUGUAAUGGAACAACUGGAAAUAUGUGAUGCAUUACAUUGUAUUGUAUGAAUGUUCGAAAUAAACUGAAAA
Messenger RNA from Nerophis lumbriciformis (worm pipefish), 1907 nucleotides. Its product is annotated as SPRY domain-containing SOCS box protein 2. Gene Ontology annotation, cellular component: SCF ubiquitin ligase complex. Gene Ontology annotation, molecular function: protein binding. Gene Ontology annotation, biological process: intracellular signal transduction; proteasome-mediated ubiquitin-dependent protein catabolic process. The record is from RefSeq and is a predicted model, not a curated record. Lineage: Eukaryota; Metazoa; Chordata; Actinopteri; Syngnathiformes; Syngnathidae.